This is a messenger RNA of Polypterus senegalus (gray bichir), 3082 nucleotides long. RefSeq names its product colony stimulating factor 1a (macrophage) (gene csf1a). The record is from RefSeq and is a predicted model, not a curated record. The transcript has 10 exons. Gene Ontology annotation, molecular function: growth factor activity; cytokine activity. The coding region runs from base 218 to 2197 and encodes 659 amino acids. NCBI's taxonomy places the organism in Eukaryota, Metazoa, Chordata, Cladistia, Polypteriformes, Polypteridae. Gene Ontology annotation, cellular component: membrane.
AUUCCUGCAUUACAGUGGCAGUCAGCACUCACUCACACACACACACAUCCACACGCGCACACACACACAACAGGACAGGCAGGCCACUGCAGGGCAAAAGGAGCUCUCUGUCUUGAAUGUACAUCCCAGCAGUGGAAAGAUCAGCUCAGCCGCUGCAACUCGCCUCAAUGCAUCAAACUGUGGACUUUGCUAUGCUCUGUCUGCACCGGCGAGCCAGAUGAACACACACACUUCAGCCCACACUUUGCUCAGAGCCAAGGCAGGGAAGCUGUGGAUACCAGUACUCCUGUUUUUCCCGCUGGCCUUCGCGUAUGUUCCUGACACCUGCAGGAACUCUAUGAAGCAAGAGCACCUCAGCAUAUUAGACCGUCUGAUUGCAAAUCAGCUGGUAAACAGCUGUAAUAUCCGAUACAAAUUCAUAGAAGAAAGCCAGUUGAGCAAAACCUGCUUCGUUAAGGCUGUCUUUCCCAAGAUCCUUGAUCUUCUGAAUGACCACUUUAAAUAUGGAAAGAAUUCUAGCAAUGGGAAAGAUGUGCAAUUGCUGAAAGAUCUAAUAGGCAACAUUUACAAGAUAAGGUGUAUACCUCCAAUUGACUUGGAGAAAGAGGAUAAUCCUGAGAAAUUCUGGAAAGACUUUGACGAGCCACCACAGGCUGCUUUACGCCGCAUAAGGAGUGCAGCUGCCAUCUACCUGAACCUGCUAGCCACCUACAGGAAGGGUCCCAACUGGGAAUGCUCUGAGUAUGAUGCAGAGGUGCAAACAUUCACCACUGGAUCAGUCUCUUCCACCAGUACAACACCAUGCCGCUGCUCUUGCCCAGCUGUGCCUGGCGCUACAGCGUGGGAAUCUAUUGUACCCACUGCUGCAAGGCCAGGUCCUUCAAAUCCCUUUUUUGACGUGACAUCAAACCAGUCCCCUGAGACAUCAUCUUCCGAUUCUGAUUCUGAGGCAGCAGAACAACGCACACCAUGGAAAAGCAAUAUAGAUCCAGCUCGAAGGACUGUGGCAUCAAGUGGUACAAAGUUGCGAAAAAUCACUUCCUCUUGGUCUCCUUUCUCUUCUCAUCUUUAUGACAGCUCUUCUGGGUCUGUGGGACAUGAAGUGAAAGGUUUGAUUUUAACGAAAUGUCUUGGCUGCAGUUCAACUCAACAGACUUUGUCUACUGACUCUGAUGAUGUUGGCAACAGGGACUCUCCAUCUAUCUUUCCAGACUCUUCCAUGUUAUUCACAGCUUCCAGUGAAGAGUUAUUGUCUGAAAACUACCCAAGGAAGCCUACACACAGUCCUUCUGUGUCUGACAAACUGACAGUUAAAGGCCACCUAAUUCACUUUGCAUCUACAGUGGUGCAGAGGGAAGCAAACCAGGGUGAAGAUCACACACUUUUGAGCAUUACCAGCUCCUCAGAACAAGACCUUCAAAAAAUCUCUUCUGUAUCCCUAAUUUCCACUAAGGAUGAUCUGACCACUGUCACCCCAGACUUCGGUUUUCCUGAUGGCACUAUUCCCAGCCUGCAUGUGGUAAAGUCUCCUUCUGCUCAGAUUGUAAAGAGAUCAGUAGAUCCCCGAAUGGAUGUCUCUUCUGAAAUAAUUCAAGAUCAGAAAUCACCUGGAGUUGUUCCUUUCUUCCCAACAAGCUCAGAGGUGGGGCCUACCUCUGCAAAAGCUCUGCCAAAUACCAGGCUGGCGUAUAAAGAUGAUAAAAACAGCAAAAGGAAAGGCCUGGGACCUCUAUCUCAUUGGCCUGUGGAUGCUAGUGGCAGAGGACCAAAUUCACCAGAUAUUUUCAGAAAGCCACCAUCUGCCAGGAUACAAUCCAUUCUGAACAGUGGCCAAAAUAAUGUCCUAAACCUCUGGCCAGAAUAUGAAUCCAGCAGCCUGGCAAACCAUGAAGCUGAGAGAGGUCUCCGUGAAGGGUCCAGGGAAGAGCAAACUUCCUUCAAGAUGGCUUUUGUAGGACUGGCUGUGCUAUCCUGCCUGCUGCUCAUUGUGAUUGCAUAUCUUCUGGUAAAGAAAGGCAAGGAAAAGGAUCCAAGAGGGCAGCUUUACAAAGAACUGCCACUUACAAGCUGUGCAUAUGACACUGAGAUGCAACCAUUUUCUCCACUGGAUGGAGCAGACAACUCUGAAGUGCUAAGGAAAACAUCUGAGCGAACAAAUAAACAUCCAGAUAUGGAAAUUCCCACAAACAACCACUGAAAGAAACAGCAGAUGACAUGCUGACAUUGAUGGACUACUGACUAUCAAACUGUAAAUUUAAUAACAAUAUAUAUAUGCAUACAUCAUACAUAUGUUGCAUAUAGUUUUGAAAUAUAUAUAUAUUUAUAUUUAUAUAUACAAUUUUACAAUAGAGAUUUUUUUCUAAAAAUGUCUUUUUUAUUUUUUUGGGGUGGAAGAUUUUUUUUUUCAUUGCACAGCUGAGUGUGGGAAAUUUUCUGGACUUUCCAGCUUAAGCACCACAGAUAAAACAAAGACUUUUUUGUUAUUUUUAUUUUUUUCAUUUCUUAAGAAUGUAAAGACUUAAACUAACUGGGACAUCAACCUUCAAUAGACAGAGGCAAAACAAAACCAAAACCAACUAGCGGAAAACAGAAUAGCUUUUUGGAUAAAGAAUAGGCCUACAGAAGAAAAAAUAUUUGCAUUUUUUUUUCAGAAGAACAAUCAGCAAGCUGGGCAAAGGAGCAAAACAAAUCCCACAAGUAGGCCGUGAGGAGAGCCUAAUGGGCAGACGUCCAGGUCAGCCUCUCCAAUCAUGUGACAUAAGCGAUGAAGAACAGAGGCGAUUCAUUGAAUUUGUCCAUCUCUAGAUUUGUAGCAAUUUUUUUGCCAAGUCUCAUUUUUGGCCUUAGCUUUUUUAGGUGAACUUUGCUGCAGUGCAGUAAAAUGUAUGUGGGUUUGUGUGAGGCUGGCAUUGCUGGCAGACUUACUGUUCUGCUUACCUGGCACAUCAAAAGGCUUGGCUUCCCGUCUCUUGGCUGGUUAACAGCAGAGUAAAGAAUGAGAAAAGAUGUAUUCAACUUAAUAUAUUUUUAUAUUGCCAGAUUUGUAGAAUUUCAAAUGCUACUGCAAUAAAUAUAUAAUUAU